CUUGGCAACGGCGACCUUUCGUGUGAAUGGUGAAUCUAAUCUGUGCUUGUUACAGAGACACAGAGAGAGAGAGAGAGAGAGAGAGAGAGAGAGAGAGAGAGAGCCCCGCGGGGAAACAUGAGCAAUGUGCCGGUCUAGAUUGAUGGCGGAAACCGCCAAGAGCCGAACCUUCUUUCUUCCGUCGAAGAAGCGGUGAACAGCUCCGCGCGAGCGAAAGAGGUAGAUGUGAAGGCGCUGCUUCUCUCUCUCUCUUUUUUUUUAAUGUUUAUUUCCGUCUCUGCGCAAGGCGUCGUCAUAACGUGUGUCCUCUUCGUCGGAGAUGUUCAUCACCUCUGGCGCGUGCAGCAGACAUCAUCGCCCGGGCAAUGGGCCAUUUACUCUUCACAUCUGGGACUUAGGCAUUUUGCUAAAUACUCGAUUAUUCCUUACUCUCCUUCCACACGUGCCAGCAAUAAUUGUAUUCAUUGAGGUCAAAUUGCAGAAAAGCCCUCGGCGUAUCACGACCUCUUACACGUGGCAGUCGAUACGGGUCAGAACUGUUUCGCUGAUUGAUUGAUUGAUUGGUUGAUUGAUUGAUUGAUUGAUUGAUUGUGGGCAAGGGGCAUCGUCUCCUGUGGAAGGAGUAUGGUAUGGAGAUGUUUUUGGAGGUGGAUUGGUGGACGUAAGAGAGCAUUUGUCGCCACGUCGUCUUAGGGUGAGGGAGGAUGGGUGCGUGGUAGAGUAGAGGGUGAGGGAGAGAGAAGGGUGUCGGAGCGGUGGAUUGAUCAGUUUGUUCUUCGGGGACUUUGUGUGUGAAGCAGCAGCAGCAGUUUGGGUUGGGAUGUGGCAAGUUACUACCAUCGUUUCAUGGCAGAGGUCUCUCCUGUGAAGAUCUUGGAAGAUGCAGCCUGCCACGUGCAGCGGGCGGACUCGCAGGGACAGAGGAGGUGUACACUAGCGCAACGAGGAGAAAAAGUACACAAGCACACCGUUUGAGAAAGACGGACGGUACAUCUGUCGCAAAGAGGGUGCGCACCUGGGUAAUUCAAGAGGAGAGCAUAGUCAAUACCCCACCUCCCAUCCUCGUCUUAUCACCGUUGCUCUACCUCGUUUCGAUUGCACGGUGCCUUUGGGGGGCCCGGGGGCGAGCGAGCGAGCGAGAGAGCGAGCGAGCGAGAGAGAGAGAGAGAGAGAGAGAGAGAGAGAGAGAGAGAGAGAGAGAGAGAGAGAGAGAGAGAGANGAGAGAGAGAGAGAGAGAGAGAGAGAGAGAGAGAGAGAGAGAGAGAGAGAGAGAGAGAGAGAGAGAGAGAGAGAGAGAGAGAAGCAAGUAGGUCUGAGCGAGGAAGUGUUAGGGCGUUUUCAGAUCGAUUCCUUCCAUUUCUUUUCCUGGGGCGAAACGCUGUGUCUCCUUGUCUCUCUGUUGUCUAUCGUCGUUUGCUGCUGUCCACGUUACGAUGGCUUCGCCGCCGCGUGUGGAGACGGUCUGCUCGCUCUCCCUCCAGCUCCUCCUCUUAUGCCAGACCGUGACCUUUAUCGUCUCCUCAGCUGCUCCCGCUGAUCGCACGUUUAUCAACUGCGGAGGCGGUACUGAUUUUGACGAUAUUUUCCAGCGAACUUGGUCAAAGGACAAUUAUGCCGGCUCCAGUCCCUCCGUCGUCGGAACCAGUACUGUAACUGACGUCAACGGCACUGAUAAUCUUUUGAUUUAUCAGAGUGCAAGAGUCUUCCCUGCACCCGCGUCAUCAUCUGUAGGGCAGCAGGGCACAGCAGCAGCAGCAGCAGCAGCAGCAGCAGAAGGGUACCCCACCUACCCCCUUGAGUGCAAGGAAGGCAGUCGUUAUUUCCUCCGUCUCCACUUCAAUGCAUUCCCUUUCACAGUCAACGGCACGACCUUCGAUCCUGCCAGAGCCAACUUCUCAGUUGUUGCAGACUCUGUCACCUUGUUGAAAAAUUGGUCGCCGCUUCUUGAAGAAGGCGGCGCGGUGAACACAGCAGUCGUGAAGGAGUUCUCCCUCGUCUGCCAGCCUGGCGGUGUGAUGAACGUUGUGUUCGUGCCGGUGUCGUUCUCAGCCUCUUCCUCUCCUCAGCUUAUGGAGGCCAGAGCUAGCUCGGCCUCCUCUGCUUCUCCCUCUUAUGCGUUCAUCAAUGCCAUCGAGUAUGUUUACAUGCCUGCUGGACUUUACGGCAACAAGCUGCAAUCUUUCGCUUCCCUCACCGUGGUACGGUGGAAUUGCGGCGGUGUAAGGGUGAGCGCAGGCAGCGACCCACUGUGUCGGGUUUGGAUGCCCGAUCCCAAGGACACGAAGGCCGCGACUAGCCUAGUCCAACCUCCAGCUGUCGUUGCCGGUUGUGAAGUGGCUCCUGCCUUCAUUCCUGAGGAGGUGAUGGUGAGCGAGAGGUUGUUCGCCGGGCCUAACCCUCAAUCCUUUCCCGUCGAGUACAGGAUCCCCGCAGAGGCGAAUGCCUCGUAUUUCGUUCGCAUGUACUUUGCCGACCUUCAUUACACCACUGAGGGAGCUCGGGUGAUGGACCUGGUUAUCAAUGGGGAUGCGAGGGAGAAAGGGUUCGAUGCCAUCAAGGAGGUGGGGGCUCUCAAUGCCACGUGGCGAGAUUUCCUGGUCGAUCAAUCCACGCCUGCGUCAGACACACUUGUCGUAAGCAUCAGACCCAACCCACAGUCCAUGAUGCGCAACCCGCAGAUUAACGGACUGGAAGUGUUCAAGCUCGGAGUGCACGACUUGGCGUCUUCUGCCAACGAUCUGCGCGUAGUGGAUGCGCCGGACGGGACACCGCAGGUUGUCGCUCGUCCGCUGUAUUCGAUGGAAGAGGCGGCGCAGAUUCUCCGCAAGUUCACGGAAUUUGAUGGGAAUGCGGAGUUGCUUCCGCAGUGGACGGGGAAUUCUGAUCUGUGCACAGGGUGGACCGGUGUGCGGUGCGCGGGACCGGGGAUCAUCACCGAGCUGGACCUGUCUUAUGUCUCCUCUCCACCGGGACUGGGGGGAGGAAUUCCUCCUGAGCUAGGGCAACUCAGCAGUCUCAUCUCCGUUGUCUUGAGCAAGCAACGAUUCACCGGACCAAUCCCUGAUAGCUUGGGCAACCUGUCUUUCCUGCAGAACUUAGCUCUGGACAACAACCAGCUGACGGGCUCCAUUCCGGCCACGUUUGCGAGCUUGCGACAGCUCGAGAACCUUACGGUGCAGCUCAAUUCGCUCUCGGGGGAGGUCCCCGAAGCCUUGUUGAAAAGCUCGAGCUUGAAGACCUUCCUGUCUGUUGGUGGGAAUAACAGCCUUUGCGCGCCUUCCACUGUUGACCAAGGGAGCACUCGUGGUCUGAAGUACUGCGAAGCAGAGGUCAGCACAGGGAAGAAAGGCCCCCCUACAGUUACCCUGGUGGUGAUAACGGUUGUUGGCGCCAGCCUGGUGAUAGCGCUGACAGCCUUCUACGUGAUGAGGAGGAGGAGGAGGAGAAACGAGUCCUUGCUGGGAUCGUACACGGACUCCGAUUACACAACGAAAGCGUGUAGAAAAGGAGGCCGGCAUGGACGUGACAAGGGGUUGCCCGAGAGCGACAAGAAAGUGGGGCAACGAUUCACUCUGCAGGAGCUGAGAAAGGCGACGGAGGACUUCGACCACACCAGGGUGAUUGGAACGGGUGGCUUCGGGAAUGUGUACAAGGGAGUGCUGGAGGACGGAGAUGUGGUUGCAAUCAAGAGAAGCAGUCCGGAGUCGAAGCAAGGAAUGACAGAGUUCCAGACGGAAAUCAUCACUCUCUCGAAGCUGCGGCACCGCCAUCUGGUCAGCCUGGUCGGUUACUGCGACGACGAAGGGGAAAUGAUUCUUGUCUACGAGUACAUGGCUCUGGGUACUCUGCGCGGGCACUUGUAUGGAAAGACCUGUGGCACAGAGUACUCGCCGCUGAGCUGGCGCAAACGGCUGGAGAUCUGCAUAGGGUCGGCGCGCGGACUGGACUACCUUCACUCCGGCGUGCAGGAGAUGGUCAUUCACAGAGAUGUGAAGUCUACAAACAUACUGCUGGACGACAAGUAUGUGGCCAAGGUGGCAGACUUCGGUCUGUCGAAGUCGGGACCGAGUGGAUUCAAUGAGACCCACGUCAGCACAGCGGUCAAGGGAAGCUUUGGAUACCUCGAUCCGGCGUACUUCAAGAGUCAGCAGCUGACAGAAAAGUCCGAUGUCUACAGCUUUGGCGUAGUGUUGCUGGAGGUCGUCACUGCUCGCGCGCCGAUUAGCCAGAACCUUCCCAAGGAGCAGGUGAACCUUGCGGAUUGGGCCGUGCCGUACUUGUUGGCCGGGAAAGUCGAACAGAUUGUAGACCCCAAAUUGGUUAACACCUAUGGCACUGCUUCUCUGUACAAGGUGGCCGAAGUAGCUCUGCAUUGCCUUGGUGAGGAUCGUGACACACGUCCGUCGAUGACGGACGUGCGGCGUGGAUUAGAAGAGGCCCUGAUGCUGCAGGACACAUCCCUCAGUGUGGUUCUCGACACGCCCCCUGCGCCGAUGAUGUGUGUCAAUUACGACAGUGAAUACCACGACUACACCAAUGCCACAGGUACUAGUGACCCUCCCAGCCCUCCAGAUUCCGUCCUCAUGGCCAGGUGAGGCCAGUAGCUAUGAAAGUUGGACUAAGGAAAUUGAUGGAUAUCAGAGGGGAGGGGAAGUGAGGAGAGGAAAGGAGGCCAGACCUGAUGGCAGGCUCUGUCUGGUGGCUUUCUCCUCCCUCCGUUAAUAUUCCUCCCCUCCUCUAUCUCAUCACAGGACUUAACGACGAUAAGCGAGAGGAGACGGGAGCAGAGACUGUUGAUGGAUGGUAUCUGCUUGCUUGCUGCUGUCGUACAUCCCUCCGCUCUUUCCUGUGAGUACCAUGAAUGGUGCUGCAAAUGGUACCAGACGGCCGUUGGAAGGGUGAUGGGCAAUGAGAGAGAGAGAGAGAGAGAGAGAGAGAGAGAGAGAGAGAGAGAGAGAGAGAGAGANGAGAGAGAGAGAGAGAGAGAGAGAGAGAGAGAGAGAGAGAGAGAGAGAGAGAGAGAGAGAGAGAGGAUCCUGUUCCCUCCUGCUCGCCUCUGGUUUUGUGGCUGCAUUUGACCUUGUGGCGAGGUGAAGGGAAAGGAGAGGAGCAGAGCUGAGGCUUCCUGCAAGCAAGGUGCUGAUCCUCACUGCUAUGCUGUCGGCUCUGUCCAGUUGUGCCUCCCCCCUCUUGUCCUUAAUCUUCUGGACAUCUGCAAGGGGAAAGAGAGGGUGGGAGAGCACAUGAUAGGAGGGAAUAGGGAGAGGGACAGAGCAGGUUCGAGCGGCACCAAGGGAGGAUAGGAGAGAAGGUGAGGCUGUCUGGAAGCACGUGCUUGCGGGCACUGGACUUCCUUGUUGACAGUCUCUGUCUUUCCUUCAGGCCGUCGACUUGCCCCUACCGUCCCUUCCUCUUUUCCUCUUUGUCUUUUAUCUAGGCAUUCCGGCUUACCUUUGCAUAAUUCUUUGGUAUGUAAGAGUUUCCUACUUCGCAAAAGCGGUGCAGAUGGAGACCAGUGAAAUGCGGAGAUGAGGAGACCUCUCCGGGCCUUAAUCUAGACCCUUGGCUUGCCUUCUUUGCGUAAUUCUUUGGUCGAUAUGGCCAUACGUAAGUAAGAUGACCUCCUGCUUUGGAAAAAGUGGUGCAGAUGGAGGCCUGUGAAGAUGUGACGACAAAGGAGAUCGGAUCGUGUGGCUGCCGGUUGUGAUGCUGUCUUGUCUCCUUUGAUGACCAGACCAGAUAUGUAUGUUCCUGCAGAUGAGCUGACGGCAACAUGUGCAUUCUAUUCAUUCGAUCUCAACAAGAGGGCUUCUGGACGCCGAGGGCAAAGCUUGUAUCUUCUCUUCUCAUCUAGACUGAUCGACUGGGUUCCCGCGAUUACAACGGGUUGAUUAUUGUGUGUAUUCAUCCAAAGGAAGUCCAAAGACCGAGGGCACUAUGCUGGAAUCGAGGGACGCUCCGGCUGGGGCCACUAUUCUUUUAUCCGCUGACUAGCAACUGCUAAUAACUCGAAUCUCUUCUUAAGGCUGUCAUGACCGUCGACUUUUUCGCUCGUUAUCUUUUCUGAACCUGGCUGCCUUUGAAGUACGAUUCAUAAUUCGAGGCGAUGGGGGCAGGUCCAUCCUGCCUGUUCGUUGGUAGGGGCAGAGUAGUUAAUCGACUGCCUCAAAGGUGCAGCUUUCUCUAUACACUGCAAUUCACCGGCCUUCUUUCGGUGCUUAGUCCUGAACUACCUCAAUCAAGUUUGGUAAUGGCUUUGCAGGUGCCAGUGAUUCAUCCUGCCUUGCGGGGUCGUGUUCUUCUCGAGGUCGAUGUGAUUGAUCCUGCAAAUGUAGUGCUGUUCUAUUAGGGAAUUUUGCUGCAGCUACACACUGGAUGUGUAGGGAGAAUGUGGCGCGUGUAGGGAGAAUGUGGCACACGAAGACGAACACACAACGUCUUUCUGUUCUGACACGCGGCGGUUGCUCGAUUACCUGGCUGCAGCAAGUCUUUUGGCUGGGAUCUAUGAAGCAGCAGAAGGUGCUGGCAGUGAUUCAUCCUGCCAUGCGGGGUCGUCUUCUUCUCGAGGUCGAUGUGAUUGAUCCUGCAUAUGUAGCGCUGCUUUAUUAGGGAAUUUUGCUGCAGCUACACACUGGAUGUGUAGGGAGAAUGUGGCGCACCAAGACGAACACACGUCGUCUUUCCGUUCUGACACGCGGGGUUUGCUCGGUUACCUGGCUGCAGCAAGUCUUUUCGCUGGGAGCUACGAAGCAGAAGGUUCUGUCAUUAUUUCACCCCUGUUUAUCUUGUCCUUUUCCUCUGUUUUUUUUUUUCCCCCUUUUUUCUGUCCGAAUGAGCUGACUACGACCAUAUGGGAUGGAUGGGAAACUGCCUGAUGCCAAGCCAUAAGGGAACAGGUAAGCAUGCUAACGUGCUGAGGGAUGAUUCAUUUAUUGGUAGUCUUACCGCAAAAAAAGAAUGAGAUUGCACGGUGUCCUGCAAGCGCACUCGUUAUGGGGUGACAGAUCACUGUUCUCUGUUUCAUUGAUUUGAGGAGAACCGCGGUUAAUUUAUGGUGGAUGAUUUCUUGCAUCUCGAGGUUAUCGUGCAGAGAAGGGGAUGUAGAAAGGUGUCAUGGCAGAGGAGUGUGGGAGGGAGGAAGUGGAGGAGAAGAGGGAGACGAGCUGGGGAAGUCUGAUGUCUUUUCUCUGUUUCAUUGAUUUUAGGAGAAUCGAUGUGAAUUUUUGUUUGGAAUCAUGGGCUGGUUUCUUGCAUCAUGAGGUUAUCGUGUUGGGUAAGCAAGAUAGAGAUAGAGAUAGAGAAGGGGGUGUAGAAAAGGUGUCAUGGCAGAGGAGUUGGGGAGGGAGGAAGUGGAGGAGAAGAGGGAGAGGGGUCGGAGAAUCAGAGACCAGGAGGAUAAUCUGAGACCAGGAGGAUAAUCUGAGACCAGGAGGAUAAUCUGGUUAGAGGGGUAUAUGCUAUGUGAGGGGUAAGUAAGUGCAUGAAGGGAAGAAGGGGGAGGGUAAGUGGGAGGGAGGAACGCUUCUCCAUCGUGGGCAGCUAUCUGUUUGGGCUGUGUAUGCCCGAUUGAAAUGACUAAGUAAAAUACAGAGAAGACUCUUCUUCUUCUCAAAAUGUAAGUAAAAUACAUAGAACUUG
Chara braunii is the source of this 7639-nucleotide messenger RNA. NCBI's taxonomy places the organism in Eukaryota, Viridiplantae, Streptophyta, Charophyceae, Charales, Characeae. The record is from the annotation of a GenBank genome assembly.